CCAAAUUAUAUUUUUCAUUUUUCACUCAUACGCAUCUCUCUCUGCAUUCUCUCUCAUUUUCUGCCCUCUACCGUCUCUCUCUCUCCCCAUCCUUCUCCGGCGCACGUCGCCGCUUCUUACCGCCUCUGGCGUGGCGAGGCCGGCGCCUCUCCUUCCCCCUCCUUUCUAUCUUCUAUCUUUCCCCAAUUCCUCAAAUUAAAGCUACCUAGGGUUCUCUCUAAAUUUCCCCUUUCAAUUCCACUUCUCCGGUGAACUCUACCGCCGCCGCCGCUACUGCAGCCACCUGAACGUCUCCCUGUCAUCCUCCCUGCCUCAGCCACCGCGGACCGCCCUGGUGCGGGCCGCGCCAGCGGUCGCCGCCGUCGGACGGGCUGACGGGAAAGGCAGCGGCUGCUGCUGCUAAAAGGAAACAACUGGAAUUUUACCUUCUGCUGCUUCCCUCUCAUCACGAUGGAGUACUUGCUGCCGACACUAAGGAAGAAGCAAGAGGUCGAUUCUCUCAUCAGAGACACCUUAGACAAAGUCCUUGUCCUUCGCUUCGGCCUCUCUUCCGAUGCCAUCUGCCUCCAACUCGACGACGUCCUGUAUAAAUCGGCGAGAGACGUGUCGAAAUUCGCGACGGUGGCGCUAGUGGAUGCGGCGGCGGAGGAGAUUCAAGUUUAUCUCAAGUAUUUUGAUAUUACAUAUGUUCCCUCCAUCGUGUUCUUCUUCAAUGCUCACCACAUGAAAAUGGACUCCGGAAGUGCAGAUCACACUAAAUGGGUUGGUACAUUUCAGAAAAAGCAAGACUUUGUGGAUGUUGUGGAGGCCAUAUAUAGAGGGGCAAUGAAGGGCAAGCUAAUUGUAAACUGCCCGCUUCCUGCUGAGCGAAUACCAAAGUUUCAGUUGCUAUAUAAAGAUGUUUAGGAUGUACAGUUGCAAAGGUUACCAAAGCAGCAAAUCUCUGUUGUGUUGCAUUAAAUGGAUACCAAAGCAGCAAAAGCUUAAAUAGAUAUUGUCUGGGAAAAAAAAAAGAGAAGUAUAUGAAAGAGGUAGUUUUUUUUUGUACAAAUCUGAAAGAGGUAUUGAAUUAACAGUAAUUGAGUAUUUAGCUCUAACAUCUAACUUAUCUAUACUCUAUAGAACGUUAUUCUAAGGUGUUUUUUUUUUGGUGCAGUACUUCAAUAUAAUUUUUACCCUUGUAUACUUUUUAACCUUUUCCAUUUGUCUUCCAAUCUUUUUUUU
Molecule: messenger RNA, 1224 nt
Organism: Salvia miltiorrhiza (redroot sage)
Lineage: Eukaryota; Viridiplantae; Streptophyta; Magnoliopsida; Lamiales; Lamiaceae
Exons: 6
Coding region: 451-906 (151 amino acids)
Biological process (GO): mRNA splicing, via spliceosome
Cellular component (GO): U5 snRNP; spliceosomal complex; U4/U6 x U5 tri-snRNP complex
Source: RefSeq, a predicted model, not a curated record